Messenger RNA from Penicillium concentricum, 537 nucleotides. RefSeq lists its product as uncharacterized. The record is from RefSeq and is a predicted model, not a curated record. The transcript has a single exon. Lineage: Eukaryota; Fungi; Ascomycota; Eurotiomycetes; Eurotiales; Aspergillaceae. The coding region runs from base 1 to 537 and encodes 178 amino acids.
AUGACCCGCCGCUCUCGUAAAGCGAGCUGCCAGUCAUCUAGCGACAGCGAGUAUUCCGAGAGAGAAGGCACUGAAGACUGUGGAUCCGACACUGAUUUGACAGAACCUGAAGAUGAGGCAUAUCAACCAUGCAAUGCUGGCGAUGCGAGCUUACUCUUCGCCGAUAAUGAGUACACAGCAGAGUACUACAUCCAGCAACUUCAAAACUUCGAUGAGACGGUCUACACGCAGGAAGACUAUGGCAAAGGCACUACCGCUCUUCUCAACCGCAUUGAGGAAAAAUGGUCUCAGUUAGUUCUGCUUUCCAUUCUUCCCCUUCCUUUCUACUGGAGACUCUUGAUCUCACUAAUGUAUCACCAAGGUUCUGCUGUUUCAUUCGGAAAGAUCCCAACGAGGAAUACAACCGCCUAUCGAUCCCGAUUUUAUACAACUUUCUUGAAUGGGCUCUCAAUCUACGACGUGGUAAAAAUGGGAGAAGGCUUCCAGGAAUCAAGUGCAAAAGCUCCUUGGAUACGUUUUGGAAAGUAUUUCGGCUAG